Messenger RNA from Stegastes partitus (bicolor damselfish), 1791 nucleotides. RefSeq names its product solute carrier family 25 member 15b (gene slc25a15b). The transcript has 8 exons. Lineage: Eukaryota; Metazoa; Chordata; Actinopteri; Pomacentridae. Gene Ontology annotation, biological process: mitochondrial L-ornithine transmembrane transport. The record is from RefSeq and is a predicted model, not a curated record. Gene Ontology annotation, molecular function: L-ornithine transmembrane transporter activity. Gene Ontology annotation, cellular component: mitochondrion. Bases 64 to 972 code for a protein of 302 amino acids.
CGAGUUCAACCUGUCGCUGUCCUGUAAGGUCGCUGAGAGAAGAAGAACCCUCCCCUGACAACCAUGGCUCCACACCCAGUGGUCCAGGCGGUCAUUGACCUCUCUUCAGGAGCCAUAGGGGGAGCUGCAUGUGUCUUCAGUGGGCAGCCACUGGACACAGCAAAGGUCAAGAUGCAGACCUUUCCUACGCUUUACCGGGGAUUCAUCCACUGCAUCGUGUCCACCUACAAACAAGUGGGUCUGCGUGGUCUCUACCAGGGCACCACCCCGGCGCUGAUGGCCAAUAUCGCUGAGAACUCGGUGCUCUUCAUGAGCUACGGCUUCUGCCAGCAGGUCAUCCGCUUCACGGCCGGACUGCACAGUGACGCUGUGCUGAGCGACAUGCAGAAAGCCUGUGCCGGCUCAGUAGCGUCCAUCUUCUCCUCGCUGGUGCUCUGCCCCACCGAGCUUGUCAAGUGUCGACUGCAGGCCAUGUAUGAAAUGGAGGCAUCAGGCAAGAUCGCAAAGAGCCAGAACUCGGUGUGGUCGGUGGUGAAAUCCAUCAUGAGGAACGAGGGAAUGGUGGGCUUCUUCCAGGGUCUGACCACCACCAUAGCCAGAGAGGUCCCCGGUUACUUCUGCUUCUUCGGUGCCUACGAGCUCUGCCGCACAGCCUUCGCAGACUACAUGAAAUGUGACAAGGAUGACAUAGGUGUGGCUCCGAUCGUGUUCAGCGGUGGUUUCGGAGGGGCCUGUCUCUGGCUGGUGGUCUACCCCAUGGAUUGUGUCAAGUCUCGGAUCCAGGUCAUGUCUAUGACGGGCAAACAGGCGGGGUUUUUCAAAACCUUCAUGACCAUCGGUCGGACUGAAGGUGUGAGGGCGCUCUACUCCGGGCUCACCCCCACCAUGGUGCGCACCUUCCCCGCCAACGGAGCGCUGUUCCUGGGUUACGAAGUCAGCCGCAAGCUCAUGAUGAAGCAGUUUGACGGCUAAACAGAUCUGACUUUAACACUCCGAAAAAGCUGUCGCCAACAUGCAGCGUAUGAGAAACGGUACCGAGCAACCUCUUUAUGACGAACACUCCAGUUUAUUGUUUUAUGUCUACCUCAACAAAGUCAUACAAACAUUUCUAUAUCUGCCAGGUGACGAGUUACAUGAACAACAGAAACACUCUGUUGUGUCGCAAGGUUCUCUUUAAUGCACAAACUGCUCAGCGCGUAAAGAUUUAAUGCAAAAAAGUCAAGUGGCGUAUACGAGCUCAUUGAAGUUACCUAAAACGUGUUGUAACGAUAGCCUUCUACAAUAUGGAAUCACUCACUGGUGGGUUUAAGAUCACACCUCAGUUUUGUUUUUUUUGGUAACAAAACACGCAGUUCUGUCAAUAAAAAGACAAAUAUGCUCAAACAUUUGCUGACUUUUCAGACACUAGUCUGACAGGCUUCAAAACAAACGUCAAAGCCAGCCUGCUUUACGCCUGAUUUGUCCUCAUGCUCAUUGUUUUUGAGUUGACACCUUAUCUUCCACUCCUGUUGUGACUCCUUUGGGACCCAGCAUUUGCCUUGUUUUUUUUAAAAUACCUACCACUUUAGUUGUGUAAACUUUUAUUUCUAUGUCAAUGAAAAAAACAUCAGUUGCCUCAUCAUGUGCCAUUUACACUCCAUGGAGACACUCCAGUACUUCAUCAUUCAUUUAUUCAGAAAUGUAGGUAUUUUAAAAGUGUUGAGUUUGAGAUUAGCAUUAAGUAUUUAUAUAGAUAUCAAUCCUGAUAUUCAUUGUACUAAUACGACCUUCAUUAAAGGUGUCGGUGAAGAA